Caenorhabditis auriculariae is the source of this 2078-nucleotide messenger RNA. NCBI's taxonomy places the organism in Eukaryota, Metazoa, Nematoda, Chromadorea, Rhabditida, Rhabditidae. The record is from the annotation of a GenBank genome assembly.
AUGUCUCGGCGCGUAACGGCUGCGAAGCGGUUUCCAAACUUUGAACCGGCUUUUAACGACUUGUGCGCAAAGCUAACAGAAAGUGGCUCUAGACCGCAACGCGACCGCGACGCGUUGAUCCGUUUUACGCGCGAUCAAUUUAUAUAGUGAAAAAAUGGAAAAGACUCUUGAAAAACAGUUCAUUUGAAAAUUAAAAAAAAAUUUUCUCUUGAUAGUUUAAUAAAAUCCUGGAGCAUUUUCAAAACAAAGUUUAUCCCUAAUCAUAUUAAAUAAAAAUAAUUUACCCUUUUUUCAAGCUUACUCUAUCUCUGACUUUCUUCUUUUAUUUUUUAUCGAACCGCGUUAGUAUCGUUAAUAUGAUCCCUUAAGGGAAAACAAGAUGGAUGGACACGGCCACGGGUGCCGAAAGAACGGUCGACGGCGGAAAAAAGGAAAAUAGUGGGUUGCCGAAAAAGGAGGAGGACACCUUCAAAAAAAGGGGAGGCGGAGCCGAAAAACUGGUAAGUCUACUGUUAUCGGUCGUCAUCUGCGUCGAGAAUGGAAUUCACGUGGCGACUUCUAACUUUCCACCUUCUUCUUCUCCUUUUUCAACCCUUUUCAGAACUACUUAUCUGGAACAAGGGCUGAUAGGGAGCGAAAACAUAUUUUCCGAGACUUUUCGGGUGAUUGAGUGGUCAGAAGAAGUUCAGUGACAAAAAUGAGGGCUUUUUUUUUUGAAGGUGUAAUGAUGAUGUCACCCCGAAUGGCAUUGCCUUUUCACAAGAUAAAAAAUUUCGAAAACGGUAUUGUCGAUCCCUCCUGACUUGAAAGACGAGAUGGGAAGAUUGGCAAGGGUGACGCGUUGCGUGUGCGACGCGGCUUUUGGCGGGGUACUCAAGGUCAAACACGAAUCACCAUUUUUCCUCCUUUUUUGUCAGGUUUUCAAUAAACUAUAAGUUUAAUGAUUUUGAAACAUUCAUUUGAACGAAUAAAGUAUGAAAAUAAUAACAAGCAUUUUUUCUAAAUUUUUCACGAUUAAAUUGACCUCGAGUUAAUACCGCGACGCACACGCAACGCUUCACCUUUGCCAACCUACUCAUAUCGCCUUUCAAGUCGGGAUGGAUUUACUAUUGACAAAAAAAUCUUUAUAGACGUUAGUGGGCUCGGAGAAACGGGAUUUUAAGAAUAUUCGAAACGUGAGAAAAGCAAAGGAAGAUAAAGAAGGCCGGUCAACAAGAAGUGAACUAAAAAUUGUUCUUGCGCUCCAGCUGAGCGUGUUAAACUUGACAAAAAUGUGGAAAAGUGACCAAAAUAUACAGAAAAAAACUUUAAAGCUUGUCUUUUCAAAACUGAAAACUCAAAUCUCAUCAAAUAUUGUUGAAACAAACUUUUAUGGAAAGUAAACCUUGGAAAAUUAACUUUGUCGAAUUUUAAGAAGCAUUAGUAGUCCAUUCAUCGCAUAAUAAAAUGACCUGAUAGCUUUUUGGAGAAUUGUAAACUUUUUCAGAGAGUUGCGAUUCUAUUCUUUUGAAAACUUCGCAUACCAUUACCUCGUGGAAAAGUUUGCUAGCCAUUGCCAACUAUUUUCGAACCUAAUUUGCCAGUUUUCGGCUCGUAAAAGCCAUUCUUUUGUUGCAAACAGUUCAAUCACAGGUCCAUCAAAGAGUUAAAAUAUAACGGACCAGUUUGGGAAUAUAUUUGGAAGGUGAAAUAUGUUCCGCCCCGCCAUACCAAACAAUGAAAUUGGAAAGAAAACCGGACGUCGAGUACUUCGAUUCGAUUUGAGACAAAAAGUGUGUUUGAAAAGCGAAGAGGCCAACAAAGGGAUUACGGUAGGUGGUCACUUACUCCAGUGCCAUCGGACGAGGUAAAAAUACCCGAUGGGACGGUAUUUUUUCGAUGAUUGAAAGGCAAGAUAAACAGGCGGCCGAAACGGACUUUGGUGGGAAACGAAUUGGAAGAAAAGUGUUUUUCGAGGGGGCGGCCGACCUUCGCCUGAAGACGUCGCCUCAUCGGGUCAUAUGAUUGAAGCGUCCAAAUCGCUCUCAAAACUUCCAUAUCGAAAAUAUAUGGACUUCUUAACUCUUAUCAUCGAAUGA